GCACAGGCAGUAUCCUCCAGUCGCUUGGCGGUGCGCCGUCAACUGCAGGCAGAGCUGAAUGCAUGUGCCGAAAACUUCAGCAAGGAAGCUGCGUGCCAGCGCCGCUCGACAGAGGCGCUGCGUGUGCAGCGUGCCUCCCUCCGCUGCGAGGCCGUCGAGCUUGGGCGAGAGCUGCAGGGCUGUGUGGGCCGCGGAGACGAACUGGUCUCCGAGAAUCUGCGGCUGCGCACGGAGGCAGCGUCGCUCGAGGAGGCCGAGGGCAACCGAUAUGCCUACGACAGUCGGCACUCUGAGGACGAAGGCCCGAAGCGACAAUGCCGUUUCGUGGCUGCAGCUCUGGAGUCAGGGAGUUCUGCAGCAGUUUGGGCCUCGAAGCUGUCAGUAGCUGUUACAUUGACGCUAGCAUCCUGGCUGCACCCCGGGACGGCGGGAAAAGUGAGUGGCACCGAUUGGUACCCUUCCUCCUCCUGCAAGGGCGUUGAGGCGUUGGACUGGGAUCGAUCCGAAGCCGCAUCGUGGCUACACGUCGAGGGGCUGGAUAGAUGGAAGCGCCAGCUCGUCUCUGUUCUUCGGGACGGCCAUUGCCUCUUGACAGCGCUGAACGAAGGUGUGCUUCGAAAAGUUGGUGUUCCGAAGAGGAAGGCCAAAGAAGUGAUGCACGAUGUGGAAGACCUUCGCCGUGGUGCCUGGGCACAGCCAGAGCCACCGAGGGAGGAGGUUCCGCUGCCCACGGUGACCGAGCUGGGAAGCAAAGUGCGGCAAGGCUCCUACUCCUCGAUGUGCCGCAAUGCUGUGCCGCAGGACCUCGCAUGGCGCUGGUAUGAGCAGCUCCGCACACAGCUCCAGUGGCAGGACCUCUGCGAUGAGCGCUACCAGGGCGAGGGCAAGCACAUCCCUCGUCGAACCAUCUUCACCGUGUUCAACGGAUGUAGUUGUGUCUACAAGUAUUCAGGAGUAUCCGUGAAGCCCACCAUCGAGCCAGACUUUGUUGCCGAAAUUCGCAAGUACUGCGUCGGCGUAUCUGGCCUAACGACGCAGCCAAACUGCUGCAAUAUCAAUCUGUACCGCGAUGGCAGGGACUCGGUGGGUUGGCACACGGACGACGAGGAGCUCUUCGAGGGUGGAUACAAAGACAUUACUAUUCUGAGUCUGUCGCUGGGUGCGACUCGCACCUUCGAGGUGAAAAAGCAACCAGGCCCGGGCGCAAAAGGCAACGGCAAAAGCCACAAGGGACCGGCUGAAGCUUCGUUUGAAGUGCGGCAUGGCGACAUCUGUACCAUGGAGGGCAUGUUCCAACGCCACUACCUCCAUGCAGUGCCCAAGGAGCCCAAAAUCAGGGAGCCCAGAAUCAACCUUACCUGGCGUUGGAUAACGAAGCACAACCAGGAGCGCACGAGGUCGGAGCUACAACGUUUCCUUGCCUCUGACAGCGCGCAGCUGCAAGCAGCGGCGCUGCGGUGCAGGCAGCUCUGGAUCGACAUGCAGCACGGAGCCGCUCGAAACGACAGCCUUGCGGAAGGCCUCGACUAUGAGGCACGCUUGCAGACCCUGCGCGAGGCUGCAGAUCGCAUCUCGUGCUCGAACGGUGUGAGCACUCGCCACCAAAAGCCCAGGAGUUCGAACUAA
Symbiodinium necroappetens is the source of this 1626-nucleotide messenger RNA. The record is from the annotation of a GenBank genome assembly. NCBI's taxonomy places the organism in Eukaryota, Dinophyceae, Suessiales, Symbiodiniaceae.